Lithohypha guttulata is the source of this 795-nucleotide messenger RNA. RefSeq lists its product as uncharacterized. Gene Ontology annotation, molecular function: diaminohydroxyphosphoribosylaminopyrimidine deaminase activity. The record is from RefSeq and is a predicted model, not a curated record. The transcript has 2 exons. The coding region runs from base 1 to 795 and encodes 264 amino acids. NCBI's taxonomy places the organism in Eukaryota, Fungi, Ascomycota, Eurotiomycetes, Chaetothyriales, Trichomeriaceae.
AUGUCUAUAUCCUCGAAAGAGACAUCACUGAAGUACCUGAGUCAGACAAUUGAUCUUGCUAAGAAAUCACCUCCGAAAUCAACCAAUUUCCGUGUGGGUUGUGUUAUCGUCUCUUUCUCAAGCGUGAAUCCAGCAGGCACAAUACUAAGUACAGGCUACACCCUUGAAUUACCUGGCAAUACCCACGCUGAGCAGUGUGCUCUUACUAAGCUCGCAGACAACUUCGCAAUCACAGAGCCCGAGAUUUUCACACUACUUCCUUCCGAGGCCCACACGACUCUAUACACAAGCCUAGAGCCGUGUAACCUAAGGUUAUCAGGUAAUCUACCUUGCGUUCAGCGGAUCAUCGCCACGAGACACAACGAUAGCGGAAUUCAGAAGGUGGUCUUUGGUGCUAAGGAACCCUCGACCUUUGUCAAGGAUAGCCAGAGCUGCAAGGCAUUGACGGAAGCCGGCAUUGAGUGGGAGUACUUGCCGGACCUUGAGGAGGAGAUUUUGAAAGUUGCAAUGGAGGGUCACGACAAAAAGGGUGUGGAGGCAGAGCAACAGCAGAAGCAGCAGCAGGGAGGCAUACAGCCAAGAGGAGGCGUCAACAAGAUUCUUGGUGUUAUGCAGUCUGCUAGAGAUGCGAAGAAGGAGAGGACCAAGGCUGAAAACGGCAAUGUCGAGGCGCACGGAAGCUCAAGCAAUAGGCAAACUCAGGCAGGAGACGGUACACAUUUGCAAGAAUCUUCUGCACCACGAAAUCCCAAGAAGCGGAUGAUGGAGGCACCUCCUGGUGGUGAGGAUGCAUGA